Messenger RNA from Acanthaster planci (crown-of-thorns starfish), 1262 nucleotides. Its product is annotated as acyl-coenzyme A thioesterase THEM4-like. Lineage: Eukaryota; Metazoa; Echinodermata; Asteroidea; Valvatida; Acanthasteridae. The record is from RefSeq and is a predicted model, not a curated record.
UUUUGCAAGUACAAUGGCGACGGAUAUCGCAGGCUCGGAUAUCGCAAGCUCGGUACACAACACCUGGCUACCUGAGACGGAAGAGGUGUACACCCGGCUGCUAGCCCGGGCAGAGAGAGAUGGCUGGGUGCAAAUCAGGAACACCCACACAGACCCCAAACCCUCCCGGUACCGGUAUAUGAUCGUCGUGACUGAGAAUGGGCCAGUGAUCCAUCAUGCCUUGUUCAUACAGAGGGCAGAAAAAAAGCUGAUGGGUGUGUGCCAGUUCAGUGAGGAUGCCCGGGGACCUCAAGUGUCGGCACACGGCGGUGCAACUGCUACAGUGCACGAUACUGUCACUGGAGCAUUGUCAUCCAGAGUACUAGGAACGGCUACUGCCACGGCUUCACUGACAGUAAACUACAAGAGACCCACUCCGUUGAGAUCCCCCAUACUCAUCGAGGCGCAUGUCGACAAAAUUGAAGGCAAAAAGAUUUUUCUGAAAUCAUACAUGAAAAGUCCAGAUGGCGGGACAGUCUACUCGGAUUGCACCGUUUUGUAUGUGAACAUCGAAAACCAACUGCGUGCCGCAGAAAAAAAAUCGAACUCAUCAUUGUGAAGAAUUAAUAAUUCUUGCCUUUUCUCUUUCAUGUGUGUGUAUAUGUGAAUGGGUGCUGUGAGAAGUUUUCCCUCUCAUUUGAAUAAAAGAAAGACUGAAUGACUAUGAGAAUCCUCGGCCUUCAAUCAUAUAAUUACAGUGUACAUGUAUUUGGAGGUCAGAUAGCUGUGGGCAUCAUUGAAACAGUCACCAAUGUGAAUGUACAGCAUGAGGUUGGCCAGAAGUGACCUACUAAUGUGUAAAGUGCCCUCUCUAGCUCGUGCAGAGCUAGUACUCAACUACACGUUCAAAAAUUAUCAAUGAGACGACUUUGGACUUGGCCAAUUAACUUGUAAUAGGAACCUUGUGUUAUCAGGAAUGAAAGCAAUGAAGAACAUCUGCUGGGGACUUUAAAAAUAACCUUUUUAUAACUUUACAAGUACGAAGUUCUUAUACAGCAUUAAAGUUCGUAUACAGCAUUAAAUGCCUUAUUUUUGAAAAUUGUUGGAAAUUUGGCUGCAAUGAACACUGUACAUCACAUGGUAAAAAUAUAUUGGAUAUCUGAUUUAGAUGUCACACACACAACUCAAGAAAAGUGAAAAACUGAAAUAAUCCAGAGUAUUGCAGAAAAGAGAAAUUUUGUGUCAGAGUUAUUUGCAUUUAAAAUACAGCAUUUCCGAAAGUA